AUGCCAAUUUUAGACAAAAAACUUGAGAGGGGUGAAUGUGAAAGGAGAAGCAGUGAAAAUAUGUUAGUGGUUAAAUGGAAUGAUUGGCGAGAUGUCACUAUGCUGACUACACUACACGAGAAUAAAAUGGUCAGUCUUCCAAAGAAGGAUAGGGUCACAAAUGAAAACCUUCAGAAGCCAUUAUGUGUCUUGGAGUAUAACAACCAAAUGGGAGCUGUCGACCGAAGUGAUAUGAUGAUCAGCAGCACUGAUUCAAGGCGCAAAAGCAUUAAAUGGUAUAAAAAAUUAUUUUUUCAUACCAUUGAUAUAAGCUUAUUGAAUGCUCAUGCCAUGUAUUUGACACAAAGUUCAGCAAAAGUUCCACUGGCCACAUUUCAACUUGCAGUGAUUAGGCAGUUGUUGGAAAGGCUUCAAAAAAGAGCUUCGAGAUCUGUUCACCUGGAUCUUAGAAAUAAAAGACUCACACAAAGAUAUUUUCCCGAUCUGGUUACAGUCAGGGAAGGCAGCAAAUCGGCCUAUAGGAGAGGCUAUGUUGAUGACACAACAGAUAUAACUCAGUGCUCUCAGUGCUCAAUUAUUAUAUGGCUUGUCAAUUUAGAAGGCUUAUUAGUAGAAAGGUUUCUGGGAUUUAAUGACGUUAGCUCUGAUAGAAUUGCAGAAAACUUAUUUUCUGUAUUGGACAACAUUUUCGAUAAAUUUGACUAUACGAAUAAAUUAGUAGGACAGUGUUAUGACGGAGCCAGCGUGAUGGCAGGACAUCUCAAUGGACUUCAACACAAGGUUAAAGAAAAGGCGCCCAAAGCUAUAUUUGUUCAUUGCCUUGCUCACCGGCUUAAUCUAGUGUUGCAACAAAGCUUUAAAAAAAUCUGUGCACGCUUCCUCCCGCGAGAGACGGGCUUUUUGAUCGGUACCAUCGUACGAUACGCAUCGAAACGUAGAAUAGCGUGUGUGUUGAGAAAACUGGCCGGCCAACCAUCUAAUCUACAGUUCUACAGUAUACCAAUUCAUCGAGUGUCAGUUACCAUCAUGUCUACAAAUCAGCCAGUAGCAGCUAAAUUAAUAAAGAAGCGUCAGUCCUAUAUUAAACGCUUAGAAGCCAUAUAUAAUUUGGCUAUUGAGUGUCAAAACCAUCCUUCCAAGUUGAAUUUACUGAGAGCCCGCGCUGAGGAUUUCCCUAGUAUUUGUUCUUCUUUUGAGACUUUGCAUUUAGACAUUUUAGCUUGCUCUGAUGAUGACAAACAGGAUGAGCAACAUUCUCUUGGAAAUACCUUUGAUGAAAUGAAAUAUGUUGUUCAUUCCUUGCUUCGAGAGUUACUCCCUCCAGUAGAUGUUGUACCAAAAAGUGGCUGCAAAAGCAACAAUCACUCCUUUAGUGAAUUGCCAAGUGAUGAUCAUGAUCAUGAUCUUGACCUACCUAGAAUUAAAGUCCCUGUCUUUUCUGGGAACAGAAGAGACUGGCCUGCCUUUUAUGAUCUAUUUCGAACCCUUGUCCAUGAGAAAAGAUCCCUUUCUGAUAUACAAAGAUUCCAACAUCUCCAAAUGGCUGUUCAAGGCGAAGCAGCUGAGCUUAUUAGAAACAUUGCCUUAACUGAAGCUAAUUAUCCUGUGGCUUUUAAUGCUUUAAUUAAGCGUUUUGAGAAUAAGAGAGCCCUAGCAACUGACUAUUGGCAAGCUAUAUAUAAUGCACCUCCAGCCAAAACUCACUCUGCCGGUGAUCUGAGAAGACUUAUCACUACCUUUUCCCAAAAUAUGGAGGCUUUAAAUUCCUUGCAAGGAAUUGAUUUGUGGGAUUUUACCAAAUUAAAUUUGCUAUUGCAAAAAAUUGACCCUUCCUUAAAAACCCGAUUUGAAAUUGAAUGCAGUGAUAAACCCAUUCCCAGAUAUGGAGAUUUAACUAGAUUUUUAAACAAAACAUGUAAAGCCUUGGAAAAUAGUGUCCUUCUUAAUGAACCCAAAGUAGUAUCUCAAUCCAAUUCGAAACAAAAGGAAUCUUAUGACCCUAAUAGAUCUAAAAGAGUGGUUCCAACCAAAGCUUAUAUGACCAAUACCGAGCAGAAAUGUUUGUUCUGCAACCUGAGUUCACACCCCCUUGUAAAGUGUACCAAGUUUAUUGAAGCAGAGGUUUCAGCAAGAUAUUCCUUUAUUAAACAGCAGCAUAUGUGUUUCAAUUGUUUCUCCAGGACUCAUAGUGUUCCUAGAUGUCUUGGAACCAAGGUUUGUAAAAUUUGUUCCAAGAAACACCAUACUUUGCUGCACUUCCAACCUAUCAAUGAUGUUCCCAAUGUUAGUGAAGUCAAGGAACCCCCUACUGUUAAUGCCACUUCUGUAGUGCCUUGCUUGACAAGUGUGCUUUCCCAUGAAGAACCUACUUUGUUUGCUACAGCUGAAAUAUCAGUGUACAAUAUUUCUCAAGAUUUGUUUCCUUGUCGUGCUAUGCUUGACUGUGCUAGUGUGGCUAAUUUUGUGACCUUAUCUUGUGUACAGCAACUUGCUCUACCCAUUACACCUAGCCAAAUUCCUAUUCAAGGCAUAAACAAUAUGUCUACAGCUUCGUCAUUAGGUACAGUUAAGCUAAAGGUUUUGUCCACAACUGGCCCAUGUUUGGAAUUUGAAGCAAUUGUUGUGCAUUCCAUUUGUGAAAAUACCCCAACCUUUCCAAUUAAUCCCUCCAAGUGGAAACAUUUGAGAGGUCUUGAAUUAGCCGACAAGAAUUUUGCUGUACCCCAUGGUAUAGAUUUGCUCCUAGGUGUUCCUUUGUUUUCUGAGAUUAUUCUCCCAGGUUUUAGGAAAAGUAUCAAUGGUAGUCCAUGUGCUAUUAAAACCAUAUUUGGAUGGAUUUUAAUAGGUGGCAAUAAUACUCCCACUAAUGAAUUUGUGUCAUUGUGUACCUAUGUGCCAAGUACCAUCCCAGUUGAAAGUCCUCUUGAUAUCAAUUUGCAUAAAUUUUGGGAGCUUGAGGAUGUUCCAGAUAAGGUUCUCUUGAGUCCUGAGGAACAGAGAUGUGAAGAUUUCUUUGUUUCCACUUGUUCUCAAAAACCUGAUGGACGCUAUGUAGUGCGUCUUCCCUUUAAGCAACCAGACAUUGACUUGGGUGAUACCAGACAUCAAGCCUUGAGACGUUUCAAUUUGUUGGAGAACAGAUUGAUUAGAAAUCCAAGUCUUCGAAGCUUGUAUAACGAUUUUAUGCAAGAUUAUUUGGAUCAAAACCACAUGAUACCCUGUACUUCCGCUGACAAUCUUUCAUAUUAUUUUCCUCACCAUUGUGUUGUCAAAGAUGACAGUGGAACUACUAAAAUUAGAGUUGUAUUUGACGGAUCCUCAAAAGGCUCUAAUAACCUUAGCUUAAAUGAUGUUUUAUUGCCAGGUCCAAAACUCCAAAACGAUAUUGUUACCAUUUUGUUAACCUUUAGAUUUUUCCCCAUUGUGUUUAGCACCGAUAUUCGCCAAAUGUAUAGAAUGAUCGGCAUCCAUGAACAAGAUUUAAAAUACCAAAAGAUUUUAUGGAGGUUUGAUCCUUCAAACCCUAUUCAAGAAUAUACCUUGUGUACUGUCACUUAUGGUCUAAAUUGUAGUCCAUAUUUGGCAAUCCGAACCUUACACCAAUUAGCCAAGGAUUAUGGAAAAGAAUUCCCCCUUGCUCGUGACAUUCUUUUAAAGUCAACUUACGUGGAUGAUAUAAUUGGACUUGGUCAUUCAGUUAAAGGAAUCUUAGAACUUCAGAAGCAAUUAACAGAUUUACUCUUUUGUGGUGGGUUUGAGCUUCGAAAGUGGACCUCUAAUUGUAAGGAGUUGUUAUCCCUAGUGCCUGAAUCACAUCAACACAAUAUCUCCUUUAAUGACAAUGCCAAUUGUACCUUAAAAAUUCUGGGGUUACAGUGGAACCCAGUGUUAGAUGUAUUUUCCUAUUCAGUAAAACCAAUCGCGCGUGAGUGCACCAAAAGAGUUAUCUUGUCCGAAAUAGCCAAGAUUUAUGAUCCAUUAGGGUUUGUAGCUCCAGUUGUAUUAGUUGCCAAGUGCCUUAUUCAGCGUCUUUGGAUUCAAGGCGUUGGAUGGGAUGAAGUUCCUACUUCAGAUGUCGUUAGCCAAUGGCAAGUGUAUGUCUCCCAACUUCCUUUAUUAUCCUCAUUUGCGAUUCCACGUCACGUAACUAUUUCUGAUGCUGUUUGCACUGAAUUACAUGGUUAUUGUGAUGCAUCUUUGUUAGCCUAUGGUGGUGUCUUAUACAUGAGACAAAUUGAUUCUGAAGGUAACGUACAUGUAAAUUUACUAUGCGCAAAAAGUAAGGUGUGUCCUUUAAAGGUUCUAUCCGUUCCCCGAUUGGAGACAUGUGCAGCCUUGCUUCUUUCCAAUUUGAUGCAUUUUGUGAUUACCAAUUCUCCCAUUAAAUUUGACAGAAUCUAUGCUUGGUCUGACUCCAGUGUAGCCUUGUAUUGGAUUAAAAGUCAUCCUUCCCGGCUUAAGACUUUUGUAGCCAAUCGUGUUCAGCAGAUCCAAGAUAGAAUUCCUCCCAAUAGGUGGUUUCACAUCAGUGGUGUAGGAAACCCUGCUGAUUGCCUUUCUCGUAGUUUGUUGCCCAAGCAAUUGCUUGACCAUCCGUUAUGGUUCAAUGGCCCCCCAUGGUUAAAGUUGUCUCACGAACUCUGGCCAACCCCUUUAGAGUUCGAUCCAAAGGAUAAUCCGAUUGCGCUUUAA
Messenger RNA from Anthonomus grandis grandis, 4692 nucleotides. RefSeq lists its product as uncharacterized. NCBI's taxonomy places the organism in Eukaryota, Metazoa, Arthropoda, Insecta, Coleoptera, Curculionidae. The record is from RefSeq and is a predicted model, not a curated record. Bases 1 to 4692 code for a protein of 1563 amino acids. The transcript has 5 exons.